This is a messenger RNA of Bipolaris maydis ATCC 48331, 1755 nucleotides long. Lineage: Eukaryota; Fungi; Ascomycota; Dothideomycetes; Pleosporales; Pleosporaceae. The record is from RefSeq and is a predicted model, not a curated record.
AUGGGCGAUCAACAAAGUGACAACGGCGAAGGCAAGCCUAAGAAAGCCUCGAAAAGAACCAAGAAGGUGGCUGCCCAAGAGCCUGAUGCAGACGCCAAGUCAUCGACAGAACCAAAGCACAGUACUCUGAAGAAAGCCGCAGUAGAGGCAAAUCCCAAUGAGGACGACACAGUUGAAGAAAAUAAAGUCACCAAGAAGACUGCUAAAUCUACGAAAAAGAAGGCUGAAGACGUCGAUGAAGACAAACCUAAAAAGGUCACCAAAUCCAAGGCCAAGCCCGCGAAGAUUCUACCACCAAUAGCAGAGCGUACCAAGGAUAUCAAGCUGCGAGUUGGCGCCCACGUGAGCAUUGCAGGAGGCGUACACAAUGCUGUUAUCAACGUCGUACAUAUUGGUGGUAACGCUUUUGCCAUGUUCAUGAAGAAUCAACGCAAGUGGGAAACGGUCGAUAUGGACCCAGAGCAUGCACAAUUCUUCGUCCAGUGGUGCAAAGACCAUAGCAUAGACGCCGCAGAGUGCUGCUUACCUCAUGGAUCAUACCUGGUCAACCUCGCACACCCGGAUCCUGCGCGCAAGAAACAGGCCUAUGACUCCUUUCUCAAUGACUUGACGCGUUGCCAUAGGCUAGGCAUUCGGUAUUACAACUUUCACCCAGGCAAUGCUAACGCGACCACCCACGAAGAAGGCAUCCGGAUCAUUGCUGAGAAUCUCAACAAGGCACAUGCAGACCCGGAGACUGGCAAAGUUGUUACCGUUCUUGAAACCAUGGCAACCCUUGGCAAUACCAUUGGUGGCACCUUUUCAGACCUCGCAGCCAUUAUCAAGCUUGUCGAUGACAAGAGUCGUGUAGGGGUUUGCUUGGAUACCUGCCACGUUUUCGCCGCCGGUUAUGACCUCCGCACUCCUGAAGCAUACGCCGAAACAAUGAAGAAGUUUGACGAGGAGAUUGGUUUGGAUUAUCUCAAGGCCUUCCAUAUCAACGACAGUAAGGCUCCUUUGUCAAGUCACCGUGACCUUCAUGCCCGCAUCGGCACUGGCUAUCUCGGGCUCGAAUCCUUCCAUAACCUGAUGAAUGAUGAGCGCUUUCAUGGUCUUCCUAUGGUUCUCGAGACACCAAUCGACGUGACUGACAAGAAUGGAAAGAAGGUCGAGGACAAGGGUGUCUGGGCCCGGGAGAUCAAGAUGCUGGAAAGCCUUGUUGGCAUGGAUAUCGACUCUGAGGAGUUCAAGACACUGAGUGCACGUCUUCAAGAUGAAGGUGCUGGUGAACGCGAGCGUGUUGGUGACCAAGUACAAAGAAAGACGGCCAAAGACGCGAAGCCCAAGAGCAAAAGGGCGGCUAAGAAGAAGGUCGAGAGUGAAGAGGAGGAUGACAUGGAAGAAUAAGCACAAAAGCACAUGGGCUGCUUACCGCCGCCACCGACGAGAUGGAUGACGCAUGUGGGGGUAUUUGGCUGCAGCGAAAGGCUCGGCUCGAGUGUAUGUUUCUCGCUAGUCUUUUGAAUAAGGCCUGGACUAGCUAGUUUUGAAAGGGGCGUAUUCAGUGCAUGGAUCUCGUAGGGCGUGGAUAGUUUUAUAUGUGAGGAUACCCUGGGUUGGGAUUUUGGAAGCGUCGAUUCAGUCACGAUAUGGUUUGUCGGAAUCUAUACAGCUUAAUGAGCACAGCAAAUUCGCUAGAUAAUACAAUACAUAGGGAAAGAGUGGGUAUACUGCCAUCAGAAAGAGGCCCCUGUGUGUGUGGAUGCUACAAGUCAU